UAACAUGCAUACGCGAGGAUCAAGGGAAGAUUAAUUUCAUUAAAAUUUUUGUAAACACAUUUAUUUUAUGAGCCACAAAACUUAUUGGCUUAGUCGAGUGUUACAUCUUAAUAUACACAUUAAAGUGAUAAGUAACUAGAAAUGGGUCUAACUAAGCAAUAUUUGGCUUAUCGUGCUGUUGAUAGUUUUAAUAUAAUAGCGAGCGGCAGAGCAAAUGUGAAUUUCGCUAUUUACAAUAGAAUCCAAGGACGCUAUUUUGCCGCUGCCGCUGCUGAGAAUGUUAUCUUAUGGGAUUUAAGGUUAGGUGAACGCGUAUUAACUUUAAGAAGAGACAAACAAGAAGUUACGGCUUUACGCGCUUCGCCUGAUCGUCUACAUGUCGCUGUUGGUUACGUCGACGGCGCGGUGGAAAUAUUCGAUUUGUCGAAUCCCGAAGAAAGUAUUUGCUUUUUAGCUUUGCAUAAGAGUGCUGUAUCCGUCUUGCGUUAUGAUGACCAAGGUAUACGUUUAAUAACGGGCAGUUUAGAUACCGAUCUGGUGGUUGUGGAUACUUUGGAACAGGCGGGACGUCAAAGAUUGAUAGGUCACAAUGCUCCCAUAACGGAUGCUCACUUUUUAGAACGUCUAGCUGUGUACCAUAUCGCAGUAAGCAGUUCGAAAGAUACUCAAAUUAAAUUUUGGAAUUUGGAGACACAAUUCUGUUUUAAAACAAUUGUCGAUAAUCGUACCGAAGUGUGGGCUUUGGCUUUCACGGGCGCCCUAAUGGUGGCCGGUUGUGGGGAGAGUACUAUGAAUGUUUAUCGUUUAACCAGGAAAGACUCUAAUGACGUUAAAACAAAUGCUUCAGCAAACGCAAUAGAAGGCUUAAGUGUUGACGACGACGAUACCAUAUCUCCUAUUAAUAUUAUGAAUUGCGGAGUUAUACAGAGAGCGGGCAAAGGCAGGUGUGUAAACUUAAUAGCAGAUCCAUCGGAGCGAGUCCUUAGCUGCCAUGGCACAAAUGAUCUGAUCGAAAAUUUCUACUUUUGCACGAAAGAUGAAGCUAAGCAACGUUUGGCUAAACGUUUGAAAAAAGCUAGAAAAGCCAAACAGAUUAAAGAACCCGAAGAAGAAGAACAAGAAGACGAUAACAAUGAUAAGAAUUUAAGUUUAUCAGACGAAAUUAAGCGCUUAAAUAGUAUAAAAACAAGACAGAAAAUCAAAUCGCUCGAUAUACUACUAGGUGGUCAAAAUGAAUUAAGAAUCUUAGUUAGUUUAGCAAAUAAUAGCGUGCAAUUGUAUAGUAUGAAGACUACGUCCAAAGAUGAGGAUGCCAAAAUGUUACGUUCUCUCAAUUGGCAAGGCCAUCAAUCCGAAGUGCGCAGUGUCUGCUUUAGCUCAGAUGGCUUAGCUAUUGGCUCGGGCUCGGCGGAAUCUUUUAAAUUCUGGAAUCGUGAUUCAAUGCAGUGCUUACGCUCUGUAAGUACAGAUUAUAUUUUAAGUUGUGUUUUCACGCCGGGAGAUCGCUAUGUCUUGUUGGGCUUAAAGUCUGGAAAACUUCUAAUAGUAGAUGUAGGAGCCGCUGAUAUUGUAGAGGAGAUACCUGCUCACGAUCAAGAAUUAUGGUCUAUAAUACUGCUACCCGAUCAAAAGGGAUGUGCAACCGGCAGCAGUGAUUGUACAGUAAAAUUGUGGACAUUCGAGCUAAUUGAUGCUAACAUUAAAGAAACGGAUGUAGAUAGAGUAACGCCGAUGGCCAAUUCGAGGCAAGUCAAAGUUUUAUCUUUACUACAUAAGAAUACCUUAAAGUUGGAGGAAUCCGUUCUUUGCGUGCAAAUCAGUCCGAAUAUGAAAUAUUUAGCUGUGGGUCUGUUAGAUUCGACAGUUAAGGUAUUCUUUUUAGAUACGUUUAAAUUCUAUCUCUCUUUGUAUGGUCAUAAAUUGCCGAUAUUGUGCUUGGAUAUAUCUUACGAUUCAACCCUAAUAGCAACGGGUUCGGCAGAUCGCAAUGUAAAAAUCUGGGGUUUAGAUUUUGGCGAUUGUCAUCGGUCGCUAUUUGCUCACGAUGAUUCGGUAAUGGCAUUGCAAUUCAUCGCCAAAACUCAUAUGUUCUUUACUUGUGGUAAGGAUGGAAAGAUAAAGCAAUGGGAUGCUGAUACUUUCGACAAAAUCAUCACACUGCCGGGGCAUAUAGGGGAAGCUUACGGUUUGGCGAUAAGCUCGAAUGGUCGUUAUUUGAUUACGUGCGGCUCGGAUCGCACUUUGCGCUUAUUCGAACGCACCGAUGAACCGAUAGUGUUACAGGACAUUCAGGAAGAAGAACGCGAGGAAAUGGAAAAUGAAAAAUUGGCUACGGGCGAAGAUCACGGUAUGGCUUUGUUACCGGGCUUGAAAUUGCCAUCGAAAAAAACUGUCGGUUCCGAAAAGGCGGCCGAAUCAAUUUUGGAAUGUUUGGAUGUAUGCAAACAAUACGAAUUGGAGGGUGAGAUAACGCCCACUUUACAUCCUUUAAUGAAGGCGUUAGAUGUGAAAACUACUACCGAUUUUCUUUUAAUUACCUUCGCACGCAUUAGAUCUUCUGAUCUGGAGGAGGCGUUACUAUUAUUACCAUUUCCCAUGGUUUGCGAGUUAUUAACACGCUUACCCUCACUAAUAGAAAAGCGAUCCGAUGAAAUUGAAUUGAUUAGCAAAGUGACAAUGUUUCUGUUUAAGAUACAUAUGAAACCGAUAAGUGGAGCUAGGCAUAUGAAAUCCUUGCUGCAACAGAUCAUAAAUUUAUUAACGUCCGAGGUAAAUGCUUUACGUGAUUGCAUUGGCUUCAAUUUACAUAGCCUGGGCCUGUUACAAACCGAGGUGGAAAAACGUGAAGACAUUGAACUUUUCUACGAAGCUCUUCAAGAUAAAAAGAAACGGGAAAAGAAACGACGUCAACGUGAGACGCUUAAACGUCAACUUAUACAUAUGGCAUGAAAUUAAGAAGACUUAAGAUUAAGAUAAAGUGAAAUAAAAAUGAAAUGUUUUUAAUAUGUUUAAAUAGCGUACAACACAUAUAUUACAGAGAGAUAUAAAUACAUUAAUGAAGAAUACCUAUAUAGAUCGAUCUACGAAG
Glossina fuscipes is the source of this 3088-nucleotide messenger RNA. RefSeq names its product WD repeat-containing protein 3. NCBI's taxonomy places the organism in Eukaryota, Metazoa, Arthropoda, Insecta, Diptera, Glossinidae. The transcript has 2 exons. Gene Ontology annotation, biological process: maturation of SSU-rRNA. Bases 142 to 2949 code for a protein of 935 amino acids. Gene Ontology annotation, cellular component: small-subunit processome; Pwp2p-containing subcomplex of 90S preribosome. Gene Ontology annotation, molecular function: protein binding; snoRNA binding. The record is from RefSeq and is a predicted model, not a curated record.